GACAGCGCGCACGCAAUAUGGCGCGUGUCUCCGCGCUUUUUUUGUUAUGUGCAAGCGUCGUGCGAGCCGAAAUACUUACGCCACCAUAUUUUAACUUAGCGCUUGGAAAGAAGAUCACAGCCACGGCAACUUGUGGAGAUGAAGGCCCUGAACUCUACUGUAAGCUCGCCGGUGCAAACGUAGACCACGAUGAACAUGUUAUCCAAGGACAGAUAUGCGAUAUAUGUGACGUUACAAAAGAGGCCAAACGGCACCCCCCUGAGUUUGCAGUGGACGGAAUGGAGACAUGGUGGCAGAGUCCUCCAUUAUCAAGGGGAAUGAAGUAUAAUGAAGUUAAUUUAACCAUCGAUCUUGGACAGGAAUUCCAUGUGGCAUACGUGUUUGUGCGUAUGGGAAAUUCUCCGCGACCUGGACUUUGGGCGCUAGAAAAAUCUACAGAUUACGGAAAAACUUUCAAACCUUGGCAAUAUUUCUCUGACUCACCACAGGAUUGUAUUCAAUUUUUCGGAAAGGAAAGUUUACAGCCUAUAAGAAGAGAUGACUCUGUCAUAUGUAGUAUGGAAUAUUCAAAAAUAGUACCACUUGAAGGUGGAGAGAUUCCGAUCUCAUUACUGAACUAUCGCCCAUCGGCUAACAAAUACUUUAACUCAUCCGUGCUACAAGAAUGGACAAGAGCUACUAAUGUCAGACUCCGUUUGAUGAGGACGAAGAACUUAUACGGACACCUUAUGUCAGUAGCGAGGCAGGAUCCCACAGUAACAAGAAGGUACUUCUACAGUAUUAAAGACAUCAGUAUUGGAGGUCGUUGUAUGUGUAAUGGUCAUGCGGAUAACUGCGACCCAGCUGUACCAGAAAGUGACGCCAGCAUUUUAGUGUGUCGAUGCCAACAUAACACAUGUGGUCCCCAAUGCGCGCAGUGCUGCCCCGGUUUUGAACAGAAGAAGUGGCGAAUCUCGCAGAAUUGGGAUCGAUUUGCUUGUGAACCUUGCAAUUGUCACAACCAUACAACUGAAUGUACUUACGAUCCUGAGAUAGAUGAAAAAAGGUUAUCGCUGGAUAUCCAUGGCCGUUACGAAGGAGGUGGCGUUUGUAAAAAUUGUCAACACAAUACCGAAGGGAUUAAUUGUAACAAAUGCAAAGCGACUUUCUACCGGCCCUCAGGGAAGAUGUGGGAUGAAAUCGAUGUUUGCAAACCUUGCAACUGUGAUUUGAGCUAUUCUACCGGAAACUGUGAAGAGGAAACUGGUCGCUGUGAAUGCAGAGUAGAGUUCAAUCCUCCCAAUUGCGACUCCUGCGCAUACGGAUAUUUUGACUAUCCUAACUGCAAGCCUUGUGUAUGUAACUUAAAUGGCACAGAUGGUCAACACUGUACACCCACUGAUGGCGUGUGUCCAUGUAAAUAUAACUACGCUGGCAAUUCGUGUGAAAUAUGUGCCGAUGGAUACUAUUCUCCGGAAUGCAAAAAUUGUGAAUGCAACUCGGUUGGAUCAGUAUCUCAAGUUUGUGACAAAGAAAGCGGAAACUGUACCUGUAAAAGUAAAUACAGUGGACGUACAUGCAAUCAGUGUGAUGCAGGAUACUAUAACUACCCUACAUGUAAACACUGUAAUUGUGAUACGAGCGGAACUGAACCCAGCAUUUGUGAUGACGUAACUGGACAAUGUAUAUGUAAGGUUGGUUUUGGUGGGUCCCGGUGCGACCAAUGCAUUUCAGGAUAUUACAUGGAAUUGAAAGGUCGUGAUCGCACAUGCGUUCCUUGUAACUGUUCGCCGACUGGUUCUACAUCGACAUCCUGCUCAGCGGAUGGAAAAUGUAAUUGUCUCUCUAAUUUCGGAGGAAAACAAUGCGAUCAAUGUUCACCUGGAUACUACAAAUUUCCUGAAUGUUUACCCUGUAAUUGUGAUGAAUCUGGAAUGAUUGGCUCAACGUGUGAUGACAACGGCCAGUGUAAUUGCAAACCGAACUUUGAUGGCUCAAAAUGUGAUAAGUGCAAGGAACACUUUUACAACUAUCCAGCCUGUGAAGAAUGUAACUGUGAUCCUCGAGGAGUUAUUGCAUCUUUUGCUGGUUGCGGUUCAGUACCAGCUGGCGAACUUUGUCAGUGUAAAGAUCGAGUCCAAGGUCGUAUUUGUAAUGACUGUAAAGCUUUGUUCUGGAAUCUUCAAGAGUACAAUCCCAAGGGAUGUGAAGAAUGUAAAUGCAAUUUGGCUGGCACGUUGGGCGGGCUGGGCGCUUGUGACACUCGAAGUGGCCAAUGUACGUGCAAGAUGCACGUUGGACAACGACAGUGCGACGAAUGUGAAGAUGGAUUUUAUAGUUUGCAGGCAAAUGACGCCUUUGGAUGUACAGCCUGCGACUGUGAUAUUGGUGGCUCUAUCGACAACAACUGUGACAAAAACACUGGUCAAUGUAGAUGUCACUCCCGAGUGGAAGGCAGACGAUGCGACCGACCCAUCCGGGCACAUUACUUCCCAACUCUGCACCAGUUCCAGUAUGAAGUUGAAGAAGGUUUGACCCAGUCUGGACCCGUUCGAUACAGAAACUCAGAGGAAGUGUUUCCAGGGUACUCCUGGAAAGGAUACGUUGUGUUUUCACCACUACAGAAUGAAGUGAUCAACGUCGUACACAUCGGAAAAUCAUCGCUGUAUCGAAUUAUACUUAAGUAUGCGAACCCACUCAAAGACGCGGUUACUGCGAGCAUCGUCAUUACACCAGAGAGUGUAGUUGAUACUCAACAAAGGUUCAAUGUAUAUUUGCGACCAACAGUACUACCCCAAAUGAUAACGGUUCAAUUAGAAAAAGGAAACGCACCGGCGCCAUUUGUGAUGAAUGCUGGAAUUUGGACUGUCACCAUAAAAACUACUAAGGAAAUUAUGCUAGAUUACUUCGUUUUGAUACCUGAAGCAUAUUAUGAAGCCACAGUACUGACGAAACUUGUUGACAAGCCCUGUGUGGUUGGAGAUAAGAACCUGUGCCGCCACUUUGCCUACCCAAACUUAAACGGAAGACCAGUCGCCAACGUAACAACUUUAAUCACACCUAUCAGUGAAUAUUUAAAUGAUAUAGAGCAAUUGAAAGAAUAUGACGCAUCUACGAAUGAGAUACCUCUCCUGAACGGCGCCCAGAGUGAACUUCAGUAUAAUAUGAAAAUCGAUCCGAGUGGGAACAAUGUACUCCUCAUAGAAUACGUAACACCGACUAACAACAAUUCUAUUUCGAUAUUACAGAACAUUAACAAUGAUUCAUAUAAUUUUAUACCCAAAGGCAUAGUCUCUAUUAAGUUUAUAUCAGGCGAUAAAGCGGAGUCAAUCGCUAUGGCUAACUUGAAUGAUUGUCCGUUUACAUCACCCUGUCGGCAAGUUUUAUUAGACAGUGAGUCUAAAAUUAAUGUAUUCAGUGUUGAAGAUCCAAACAACGUCAUUUUCUUAUAUGGUGAAAUCGGAACAUUAGCGGGUAUAAAGUCAAUUGUAGCAAUACCCGAGAGUGAAUGGCAUUUAGAUUAUAUAAAGCCACGGCCAUAUUGUUUACGACGGGAUAAAAAAUGUGUCCCGGCUGUUUUUUCUGCAGCUGUCGACUCUAAGAAGUUCGAAAUUGAAUCGGGAUUAGGUGGUGAUAGGGAAACGCGCCCUCCAAUCCUGGAUAACUCUACGGUAGUGGUGUAUUUGAGUGCAAAUUCUGAAGCCAUCACUUUGGAAAACAAGGUUCCCGCCCCGGGCGAUUAUAUAUUUGUUGUACAUUAUUACCAACCCAAUAAUCCGGAAAGCAAUAUAGAUGUUGUGUUAGUGGCAGACGGCCAAAAUUACGACGCACAAUUACAAAUAGAGCAUUGUCCUUCAAACUCAGGAUGUAGAUCACUUAUCAAACUUAAGGACGGAAAUACACAGUUUACUAUGAACGAAAACUUCACAAUUACUUUUAAGGGCAAUAACAGUAGGGGAGUAUGGUUUGACUACGUACUUGUCGUAGCAAAACAGGACUUUGUUGAUAGUGUAUUGAAAGAAGCAAAUAUGGUGGAUUCGACACGUGAUUUUAUCGAGAAUUGCGCUGUCAAUCAUUAUUACAUUAACUCGAAUGAAACAGGUUUCUGUCGCGAUGCAAUGUUUUCAAUCACAUCUGAGUACAACAGUGGUGCACUGGCAUGCUUGUGCGACUUCAUGGGAUCCACUGAACUGGAAUGCAACACGUUUGGAGGCCAAUGUCCUUGCAAGCCCAAUGUUAUCGGUAGAACUUGCAGUAGUUGUCGUACAGGAUUCUAUGGUUUCCCAAAUUGUAGGCCCUGCCACUGUCCAUCUACAGCAAUAUGCGAUGACAAUGGUGAAUGUAUUUGUCCCAAGAACGUUGAGGGUGAGAACUGCGAUCGUUGCAAGCCGUACACAUUCAACUUUGACGUACAUCGUGGUUGUGAUGAUUGCAAUUGCAACGCUCGAGGUGUUGUCGACAACCAGUUGCAAUGCGAAGCUGAUAAUGGAAAUUGCGCUUGCAAGGAAAAUGUAAUUGGUCGUAUUUGCGACCACUGCGUUCCCGGCCACUACGCGUUUCCUGAAUGUUUCCCGUGUACUUGUGAUCCUUAUGGGACGACCGAUGACGUCUGCGAUCAGGACACGGCGCAGUGUUAUUGUAAGAAAAAUGUCAGGGGUCAGGCUUGCAACACAUGCAAGGAAGAGUACUUCAAUCUACAACUGGACAAUCCUGACGGAUGUACUAAAUGUUACUGUUUUGGAAAAACAACCAGAUGCAGUAGCUCUUAUCUUUACUGGGCUGAGAUCAACGGCAUGAGCGAAUGGUACUUGGUUAAUAUUGAAUACAAUCGUACUUUGAACAUAUUCCCAAUCACAAUAGCGCCUACUGUUUUGAACGAUUCAGUAAUUGGUGCUGACUUGGCAAGUAGUGAUGGUGGACAGAAAGUUGUUUAUUUUGGAGCUCCAGACUAUUAUCUAGGUAAACGCCUGACUUCGUACGGUGGAUACCUCACAUAUUCCAUAUUCUAUACAACACGAGAAGAUGGACAUGCCAUAGCAGCCGCGGAUGUCAUCAUUGAAAGCUCAAACGGCUACAUAGUACACACAAGUGUGGAACAGCCACCUUCAUUGGAAAACUGGAUCCACAGUGUCAGAAUUUCAGAAGAUGAGUUUACAUACUUAGACGGGUCGACUAUCACUCGGGAUCAGUUUAUGAACGUUCUGGUUAAUAUAACAAACAUCUACAUCAGAGCUACAUAUUGGCAGGAGGCUGUUACUACAAGGUUGAUGGAUGUGACCUUAGAUAUAGGUGUAGAAGAAUACGGCGGUAGUAACAGAAGAGCGAUGUCAGUAGAAGAGUGCCAAUGUCCUAAAGCCUACCGCGGCUUUUCGUGCGAACAAUGCGCCGAGGGUUACUACCGACUCAGCUCAGGACCUCACGCAGGCUUUUGUGUUCCAUGCCAAUGUAACGGACACUCCAGGGAAUGUGAUGUUAAUACAGGAGUUUGCUUGGAAUGUACGGCAAAUACAAUGGGUGAUCAUUGUGAACAAUGUAUACUCGGCUAUCAUGGUGACGCGACCGUGGGUACACCGCACGAUUGUAUGAUAUGCGCCUGCCCUAUGCCGUAUGUUUCUAACAAUUUUGCCAUCGGGUGUGACUUGAGUGAAAAUGGUUCGCUUAUUUCUUGUAUAUGUAAUCCUGGGUAUGGAGGAGCAAGAUGUGAAUUCUGUGCCGCAGGCUACUAUGGCGUGCCGGAAAACAUUGGUGACUAUUGCAAGCCUUGCAAUUGUUCUGGCAACAUUAACUUCGACGACCCCAGCUCUUGUGACAGCAUAACAGGCGAUUGCCUGAAAUGUGUCAACAACACGGCUGGAGCUGCGUGUAACCUGUGCGCACCUGGAUUCUUCGGUGACGCUAUAUUUUCGAAGAAUUGCACAGCAUGCAAUUGCGAUGAAUUUGGUAUGGAACGAUGCGAUCCAACGACUGGUACCUGCGUAUGUAGGCCCGGUGUUAUUGGAGAUUAUUGCGAUCAAUGCGAACCAAAUUAUUACGGACUUAGCAGUGGACAGGGCUGUACACCUUGUGACUGUGCGUUGGCUUCGGAAUCCGCACAGUGCGACGACAAUACUGGAAAAUGCAGAUGCGCUAAAGGUGUAACUGGAAUACACUGCGAUCAAUGCGCGGCAGGUUAUUGGAAUUACACAGAAGAAGGAUGUGACCUUUGCAACUGUAACACUGGUUACUCUCUUGGGUUUACUUGUAAUGCGACUGGUCAGUGCGAAUGUUUACCUGGAGUAAUAGGGGAGAAAUGUGACCGUUGUCCAGAAAGAUGGGUUCUUAUUCCACAAGAAGGCUGUUUGGAGUGCGACUCUUGCACAGAUGCUCUAUUAUACUCAGUGGAUAAAAUGCGAGACUUGUUAGCAAAUGAAACUAGCGAGUUCAAGGAUAAAGCAGAUUCAUUCUUCACAACGCAACGGCUGAAUUACAUAGCCGAUCAAACGGAACAAUUACGUCCUAAAGUGGCUGAAUUAAAGAGCGUUGAUCUGGAAGAGGUUACGUCUGCUGUCAAAAUUUUAGAAACCAGUGCCAAAAAUCUAUUGCGAUCCGCCGAAUUUGCGGCGACUGAUAGCGACAACCAAAUAAACAGAGCAGCAGAACUAGCUGAUGAUUCCAAUGAAGUUUUGGAAUUAGUAAGGGAGAACAGUCAAAAUGCAAAAGUUAUAGUAGCGCAAGUUUCUGAACUUGCCACAGGAUUAGAGCUUAGUCAACAGCCUAAAGUAGACAGCGCUUUGACAGAGGCUACGCAAAUAAGGAAUGAUAUAGCUGCUAAAAAUUUGAAGCCGAAAGAAGAACAGUCAUUGAGUGCAUUUUCAAAUGCGACUGAACAAAUUGAGAGAAUGAAUGUUUUUGUUGAACCUGUUAAUGAACAAGUCAAGGAGUUCGAUAAAUUAGUGAACGCAACAAAUGAACUGAAGAAAAACCUUGACGAAAUGCUAGAGUACACAGACUUAGCGCAACAUACUGCAAAUGAGGCUGAAAAAUUGAAUGAAAAGAAUGGGUUAUCUAAAUUCGGAAACAAAGUGAUGUCUGUUACAAAAUUGAACAGCGCGGCUAUGAAAGAUCUCAUUGAAGCCGCAACUGAUAUUAACAAUGCUACGUUCUAUAAUGCAGUUGUGGGUGGUCUUGUCCAGAAUACUUCAAACGUAUUGAAUGACAUUACUAAUACUAACGAUCUCAUGGCAGAUAAUCUUGUUGAACUGGAUGAAAAUUUACCAGAACUAAUUAACUUGAAAGAAGAUGCUCUGAGUCAUGCAAGUAAUUUAAGGAGUAGGGCGGACAGUCUACGCGCAUUAGCUGAAAGAGAAAAUAACAAUACACGCACUCAACAUGCGUACAGCGCUGCGUCUGCUUACUCGUCUAUAGUCCAGGAGAUAGGUGACGCAAAACUCGCAGCUGACAAUGCAGAGAAUGCCGUUAAGAAUGCAACCACCAUAAACAAUGAAUUGAAUGACCGAGCGGUGCCAGCUCGAGAUCGUUCGCUCAUUUUAUCUGAGAGAGCCACUAAAAUCCUUUUGAUGGCCGAACAAAAGCUACGUCCGAACUUGACCCAAGCUGAAGAAAAGCUCAGGAAUGCCCAAGACAUACUUGCAUACGCUGAUGACGAGGAUAACGCAAUACAACUUGCUCUACCUAAAGCGCCGCAAACAUCAUUAGAAUUGGAGAGCAAUAAGGCAGAUAAAGUUGGUGAAACUGUGAAGUCGACAGCAAGCAUAAUGUCCGCCUUGGGAAGCGACCUGGCAGCAAGCAAGGAAUGGGCUCAAACAUUACCCAAGUUAGCUGAUGAUGCUCAGAAAAUGACCCUAAAUAUUGAUAAUUUACUAAAUAAUAUGGGAGAAGCAACUCCGAUUAUUGAAUCUAAGUAUCGUACUGUAAAAAUGCAACAAGACGGUCUGGAGCAGCGUCGCAAAGAAGCCGAUGAAAAAUUGAAGAAACUUCGUGAAUUAGUUGAACAGGCUCGUACAAUAGCAAACCGUAUACCAGUUGGGGUAACCUUUGACCGCUGGUCCACUCUUCAACCAAGAUUACCCGAUACGGUGGAUGAAAUGUCCACAUCAACGCAUGCAUCUACUUAUUUCCGCACCAAAGAAAAGAAUGGAUUCUUAUUCUAUCUUGGAAAUCCUAAAGACACAAUGCUUCGCAGAACUAAAUCUGAUGAUUUCAUGGUGCUUGGUGUACAAAAUGGCUAUCCAUACUUAGUUAUGGAUAUCGGCGAUAGCGCAGAAUCAGGCAGAGAGCCCGCGAAAAUAGGAAGCGAUAAGUUUGUCGCGGAUAACAGAUGGUAUCAAGUAAUUGUUGAUAGAGUGGGGCGUAACGUGAAGCUCUCUAUCCGCGAAAGCCUAGAAAAUGGUACUGAAAAAGUUCACGUUAAGGAAGCAGUACUUCCUGGACAGCAUACUAUUUUCAACCUAGACCGACAAAAGUCUAAACUGUACGUUGGUGGCGUACCUUCCGAUGCGACACUGCAGGGUGUUAGUUUCCCCGCAUUUGAAGGAAACAUAGAAGAGUUGAUGAUUGGUGAUUCUCCUGUUGGUCUAUGGAAUUUUAUAACCGCUGCCAAUCUUAAGGGCGCCAGACAACGUGAUAAAUUGGUAACAUCACAAUCGGGUCCUCAAGAAUACAGAUUCAAUGGAAAGUCUCAUGUGACAAUGCCAGGGCGCGGGUACUUAGGAACGCAGAAGAACCAAGUAUUCUUAUUCUUCAAAACAUACGCCCCUGAUGGACUUAUCUACCUUGUGGGAGAAAACAAACACUUCUUCUCUAUACAACUGCAAGAUGGACGUGUCUACUUGCAGGUAUCGCUCGGUAAUACCGAUGAUAUGGUUAUCCUUGGUACGAAUAAAGCUUACAACGAUGGAAAAUGGCACAGACUGGAUGCAGCCCGAUACUUAACUGCAUGUUCACUCAAAGUCGACAACGAGGUUAUAAAGGGAACGUCGACGUCCGAAGUAAAAGAAAUUCUCUCCUUAGAUACAAUGAACUUUGGUGGUAAUAACAAGGAUAUUAUACAAGUAACAGAUAAGGGCUUCGAUGGUUGUAUCAGGCAGAUUAGCAUUGAUGGAAUCAAUAUAGACUUGAGUGACAACGUUGAGUCUGUGGGAAUCGCAUACGGAUGUCAGUUUGCAUCACUUGUUUCACUGACCGGCGAGGAUAGCUAUUUACGUUUCACGGACAUAACGACAGAAAACUUACAAUUAACACUUAAGUUUAAGUCGUCGAUGCCAGAUGGAUUAUUGUUCCUGUACCUUAGUCGGAUGCAGACUACUACUACACCAGAUAUCAUAUCGUUGUCCCUGAACAAAGGUAGUCUAGUACUUAUGAGUCAAAGGGAAAGAUUGGACACAGGAUUGAGUACGUACAAUGACUCACAAUGGCACGUUGUAACUGUAACACACAGUACUAAGGCACUACGUCUUGUUGUUGAUGAUUUCGACUACUUCAGCACUGAUACUGCACCGGCGCCGUUGCACAUAUUGGAUGGUGUUUUAUUCAUUGGUGGAGUUCAGCCAGGGUAUGUGGUUGGUGGAAAAGUCGGUUCCAAAGCGGCUUUCAAAGGUUGCAUUGCAGACGCAACUAUCAACGGACGUGUGCUUAACCUGUUAGAGCCCUUCAGUAAUAACAGCGUCACUUUUGGAAGAUGCGGCACUACAAUAAGUACGGGAGGAGUUCCUCCAGAUCAAGCAGUGUGGCCAUCUCCUGCUCGAGGAGACGUCCUACCUACACCAACGUUCACAGUUCGACUUCCUGAACCCGAACAAACCGAGAGAGUAGUACCUGCGGUUUACCUACCGGAGGAGACAACAAAUGCGACAACCAUGCUUCCAAAGACAACAACUAGGUUACCAUUCACAAACCCACCAACAACUGCAAGGCCACCUCCACAACCAGAAACCGGCUGUUUACUGGCUUAUGAUCCACAAUAUCACAUAGGCAACCCACAAGAAGGCUAUAGGUUUGGAACACGUAACGACAGUCGCAUAGAAUAUGCGAAAUUGGCUGGCCGGCAAUUGGAAGGCUUUGAUCUCAUGAUAACAUUCCGAACAUUUGAUCAACAUGGCGGUUUGAUAUUCUACGCGCAAGCUGAUAGAUCGCCAAAUCAAUUCCUCGCACUUUAUAUGAAAGAUGCAAAGCUGCAUUUUGCAUUCAACUGCGGCGGUGAUACCGGCACAGUGACAUCAUCCCAAACGUACAAUGGCACUGAUUGGCACACGGUCACUCUAGUCCGGAAUGGGGGCCACGGCAAGCUGACCGUUGACUCUGACCAUAUCGGUGAAACCAGCGUAUUUUGCUUUUCACCCGCUUUACUUACACCGCCUUAUUACUACGGCGGACUGGGAAAUCUGACCGAUAUAAUCAGUGAAAACCUUAAUGGUUUCUACCAACCAUUCAAAGGAUGUCUCAAGGGAUUGAUGAUGAACGCACAACAUGUAACAGACAUAAUGUUCAGAUCGAAUUCGCUUCGCUGUACUGAUAAUGUUGAAAACGGCGUUUACUUCGGACCAUCCCACAAUGGACACAGCAAUUAUUUGAAGCUACUUGAAAGCUUUAAGGUUGGAUAUGAAAUUUCAAUUUCGAUGGAAAUCAAACCACGUAAUACCACGGGUCUACUGCUGAGUGUCCACGGGAAGCGAGACUUUAUGGUAAUCGAGUUGUUGGAGAAUGAAGUUGUCGUCAACGUAGAGAAUGGCAAAGGCCCCUUCUAUGCCAGUUAUAAAUUGGGCAACAAAGUUUCACUUUGCGAUGGAAAAUGGCAUAAAAUUCGCGCUAUUAAAUCCCAUCACGUAGUAUCUGUCAGCGUAGAUGGCCACUACUCAGAUGCUGGUCUGGGUCACUCAGCUUCAACGGAUACUCGUUCCGCAUUGUACAUAGGCGGACACGAACGGCCGCUUUGGAAGGUUCGCGGAGUCAGGUCACGCAGAGGAUUCACAGGAUGUAUCCGUAAUAUCACCGUGAAGGAUACACUAGUGCAGAUACCUCUCACUGCCGCGGGAAGAAACACACACAUAGGUGUGUGUCCCAACAAUUAAAUUCCAGUGUGAAUAUCGUUUCUUAACAACGCAACAAAAUAUACAUUAAACCUCAAUCUCUCCUUUUCAUUAUAUUAAGAAGUGUUUAUGUGCAAAUAAAAAUAAAUCUCAAAAAUUGUGAAUUAUAAUUGCUGUAUUAAAUAAUAAAUUGGUA
This is a messenger RNA of Leptidea sinapis, 11199 nucleotides long. It is a transcript of the gene LanA, whose product is annotated as laminin subunit alpha. The record is from RefSeq and is a predicted model, not a curated record. Gene Ontology annotation, biological process: cell adhesion; axon guidance. The transcript has 62 exons. NCBI's taxonomy places the organism in Eukaryota, Metazoa, Arthropoda, Insecta, Lepidoptera, Pieridae. Gene Ontology annotation, cellular component: basement membrane. Gene Ontology annotation, molecular function: extracellular matrix structural constituent. Bases 18 to 11045 code for a protein of 3675 amino acids.